AGGGUUCGGUUGGAUUGUGUUGUGUUGUGUGUGCCACUCUGAACAAAUGUUGAGUGCUUAAUUUGGCUCUCCCAUUUUUUCUCUUUUUUUAAAUUUCUUUGGAUUUUGGAAAACAUUUUUCAUCUCCGUUGGAGCAACAUGGGCUAUUGCCCAUGUUUCGGGUUCAGGAAGGGGAAGAAGCUCAAGAGCGACACAGACGAAGAGAAAGACGUCGAGAAGACCACAAUACGCAAGCCCGAGGAGAAUGUGCCUCAAUUGUCUUCUGAAGAUGGAACUAAUGCUGAAAAUAAGGCUCAGACAUUCACCUUCCGUGAGCUUGCAACUGCAACUAAAAAUUUUAGGACGGACUCCUGUAUCGGAGAAGGUGGAUUUGGGGCUGUAUACAAAGGAAAACUGGGAUCUGGUCAACAGGUUGUCGCAGUAAAAAAACUCGAUCAGACGGGUCUUCAAGGAGAAAAGGAGUUUCUGGUGGAGGUUCUCAUGCUUUCUCUUCUGCGUCACCCUAACCUUGUCAGUUUAAGUGGUUAUUGUGCUGAAGGGGAGCAGCGCCUGCUUGUCUAUGAAUUCAUGCCCUUAGGGUGCUUGGCAGAUCACCUCCACUAUCCUCCACCUGGUAAGGAGCCACUUGAUUGGAAUACAAGGAUGAUGAUAGCUGCAGGUGCAGCCAGGGGAUUGGAAUAUCUUCACCAUGAAGCUGAUCCACCUGUAAUAUAUAGGGAUGUAAAAUCAGCUAACAUUUUAUUGGGCGAAGGUUUCUUCCCAAAGCUUUCUGAUUUUGGGCUUGCAAAAUUUGGUCCAACCGGCGAUAGAUCGCAUGUUUCCACCAGGGUCAUGGGUACUCAUGGUUACUGUGCUCCUGAAUAUGCUAAAAGUGGAAAGCUGACAACAAAGUCUGACAUUUACAGUUUCGGAGUAGUAUUGUUGGAGCUGAUCACUGGACAUAAGGCGAUUGAUAGCAAUCUUGGUCGUGAGAAGCAUCUUGUUGAGUGGGCACGUCCUUUUAUGAAAGACCACAAGAAUGUUGCGCAACUUGCGGAUCCACAGCUUAAAGGUCGCUUUUCAGUAUCUGUCUUGAAGAAAGCCUUUGAAGUGGCUUCCAUGUGUCUCAGAGAAGAUGCUGGUGCCCGGCCUUCAAUGAGGGAUAUUGUGCUAGCUAUGGAUUACUUGGCAUCCCGUCCAUAUAAUGAACCAAAUGAGACCAACAAGGUUGAAGUAAAGGGUUCAGGGGAUAACUCUCCCGAUGAAACAACUAUGUUAAACAAGGAGUUGGAGAGAGAAAGAGCUGUUGCUGAGGCCAAGGUGUGGGGAGAGACUUGGAGAGACAAACGAAGACAAGGAACUCCAUAAACCACUUGGUUCCCGAUAAUGUUGAUGGUAGGGAUAGGAUCAGGUGGCUUCCUGCUAAAGAUGGAGUCUAUACUCUAUAGUACUGCUUGUGCUUGGGAGAAACUCAGAAAUUCUAGGCCUAUGACAGCUUGGGCUGAUCUGUCUAAUGUGAAUUAGCAACAAUAAUGUUGAGGGAGGAGGUUUCCAUCCUUUGGUUAGCUAACAAAGGUAAGCAGGCAACUCUUGACAGAAUCCUUGUCUAGUACUUAUGAGCACUUGUAUAGACUCCAUGGGCUAUUAGAUUGUGUGUUUUGUGUCAGGUUUUGCUGGAGUCUCAUGAGCACUAAUUCUUUGAUUGUUCCUUUUGUGAUGAUGAUACAUAGUACUCUAGAGUGCAUGGUGAAUAUGGGAUCAUUUCUGGUCUCAUCUUUGUUAAUUGGGCUGCUGUGCUGUUCAAUGGAAAGGUAAACAAGUGCAUUAUGUUAUGUAGUGAAAAAAGCUUUGCCUGGCUCUGGCUCUAGCUCUGGCUCUGGCUCUGGCUGGCUGGGAUUGUGGAUCAUAUAUGGAGGUGGAGAAAUGAUAGGAUUUUGGGAAUGAGAGCAAAGCUUGCCAUGGCUGUGCUGUGUUCAACUUGUAAUAUUUCGAGUCUUUCUGUGGAUGACAAAAGCUUGUGCUGCUCAAAUAGUGUGACAGUAAUCUUCCUGUAAUUUUGAAAGCUGCUGGAGGCUUCCUUUGUGUCUAUUGUGUUGCCCUCUGCUCUGUGCAAGGCUUUGCAUUGUGUCUGUUCUGUUGUGCAUACUACUUAAUUAAUACUUACGGUGGAAGUGGUUAUUGACGCUGUCAGUUAUUUCUGUUUUAUGAUUU
This is a messenger RNA of Prunus avium (sweet cherry), 2190 nucleotides long. RefSeq names its product Protein kinase superfamily protein (gene CDG1). NCBI's taxonomy places the organism in Eukaryota, Viridiplantae, Streptophyta, Magnoliopsida, Rosales, Rosaceae. Gene Ontology annotation, biological process: protein phosphorylation. Gene Ontology annotation, molecular function: protein kinase activity; ATP binding. The record is from RefSeq and is a predicted model, not a curated record.